AUGCGGCGCUUACUCCACUGUCGUUCCUUGCUAGGAACGUGCAAGCGUAAGUUUCAGGACAAUAAUGACGAGAGACGCACCAGAACCUCGAGCAUAAAAACAUACCAAGCGAAACAAGGUCCCUACUUUGAGCAGCAAUGA
This is a messenger RNA of Fusarium pseudograminearum CS3096, 141 nucleotides long. RefSeq lists its product as uncharacterized. The record is from RefSeq and is a predicted model, not a curated record. Bases 1 to 141 code for a protein of 46 amino acids. The transcript has 2 exons. NCBI's taxonomy places the organism in Eukaryota, Fungi, Ascomycota, Sordariomycetes, Hypocreales, Nectriaceae.